Molecule: messenger RNA, 2777 nt
Organism: Asparagus officinalis (garden asparagus)
Lineage: Eukaryota; Viridiplantae; Streptophyta; Magnoliopsida; Asparagales; Asparagaceae
Product: FHA domain-containing protein PS1
Exons: 6
Coding region: 145-2565 (806 amino acids)
Cellular component (GO): nuclear membrane
Molecular function (GO): protein binding
Source: RefSeq, a predicted model, not a curated record
AAUAUCCAUUAAGACUCCAUUUCCUCACUUUUAAAACUCAAAGAUUCACCCAGAUCUCUUCCCCAGCCUCAUCCUCACAAAACCUCUCUUUUCCCCUUUCAAAAUUUCUCAAAACCAUCAUCACCAAAGGAAAAUCCACCAAAAAUGGCAGAUCAACGAGAGAUCAAGAUCCCAGUCUUCUCAGUCCUCAAGAACGGAGUCAACCUCAAGAACAUUUUCCUCAACAACCCUCAAUGGGAGUCCACAACCCAAGAUCAGGAACAAGAAACAGAUCCAAUUCUAAUUGGCAGACACCCAGAUUGCCACAUUGUGCUCGAUCACCCGAGCAUCAGCCGCUUCCAUCUCGAGAUCCGGGCAAAACCCGUGUUGCAAAAGCUCUCAGUGAUCGAUCGCUCCUCGGUUCAUGGGACUUGGGUUUCAGGGAGAAAGAUUCAAGCUAAUGUACCUGUGGAUCUCAAUGAAGGGGACACUGUUAAGCUUGGAGCUUCGACGAGGGUUUAUAAGCUCCAUUGGGUCCCAAUGAGUUGUGCUUAUGAGAUGGAGAUGAUCCUGGAGACCGUGAUUGAAGAGAAUGAAGAAACCCAUCAGCUGGAGAAUCUAGAUGUAAAGAUCAAAGAGAUCCCUUCAGCACCUCCUCUACCUGAAUCCUUUACUUUGCCUUUGGAAGAGGAAAAUGAGGGUCUAAUAGUCAAGGAAUUAGGAGAGAGGAGUCCUGGCUUUUGUUCAGUUUUUCCAAUGUCAGAAUCUAUAGGUUCUUCAGUACUUAUGGAUGAAGAGAGCAGUACCCCAGAAAAGAAUGUCAACACUAAUGAAGUUCUGCAAUCUGAAAGGGGUAAAUCAUCGAGCAUUUUGUCGCGAAGGAUCAAAUCUAAAUCAGUUAGCUCUCUUUGCAUCAAGACAGGAAGGAACAAAGAAAAAAGCGCAGCUCUUGAGGAGUCCAAGAAAGAGGAAACACUCUUCAGGGCUCUAUUUGAGAAUGAAAAGGAAAAUGAAGAGGAAGAAAAUUUUGUUUCAGCCGAGGAAAACAUAAAGAGCAGGACACCAGUAAUCCCACCUCGUCACGGGUUAAUGAAGAGCCCUGAAGGAGAUGAUGCAUUUUAUUCAGAUAAAGAGAACUGGACACCUGAGGUUUCAGGAUCAAAGAAAUUCAAGAAACCUGUUCUUGCAGAACCUCUUAAGGUAGACAGAGGAGAAAUAUUUUUCUCGGAUAAGGAGAAUAUGACGCCCGAGGGCAAGAAAUCGAAGAAACCUCUACAAGAAGAAGAAUUCUUUUCAGAAAAGGAGAACUUGACACCUGAAUCAGGAGUUAAGAAAUCAAAUAAGAAGCUCAGUGAAAGCCUCACAAGGAUGGAAAGAGAGAUAACGGAGAGUAGAAGAAAAGAGAGAAUUCCCUUUCAGUCUCUAUUAAAGAACUCUCCUUUGAACAAUAACAGUCCUGUCAGCAAUAACAAAAGAGUAGUAGAUAAAGAAAGAAGCCCCUUCAAGUUUCUGAUAGAGAAAUCUCCUUCGAAGAUCCGCAGUCCUCUCGGUAGUGAACCGCAAAGAAGAGAAACUAAAGAGAAGAUCCCUUAUCAGUCUCUACUGGAGAAUUCACCUUUGAAGAACAGCAGCCCACUCAAACAUGCACAAAGUACAGUAGAAAAAGAGAGAGCCCCGGUUGAAUCUCUACAGACAUCUCCUUUGGAAAAUAGAAGCCCUGUCAGCAGCGCACAAAGAGCAGAAGACACAAGCAACAAGUAUUCAUCUUUCAUCCACAAUCAAAGAACAGAAGACGAGCUAAGCAAUUCCUCUAGCCAAUCUGUGGAACAAGUUCUUCCAGAAACAAGAGCAUAUAAAAACAAAUGGUACAUGGUGGUCGAUACAGCUUGUUUCCUCAACCCGGAAUCAAGAAAAGCUAUCCAGUUACUCGAAGGGCUUAAAGGGACUCAACUCAUUAUCCCAAGGAUAGUGAUUAGGGAACUUGACUGUUUAAAGAGACGCGAGGGCCUAUUCAGAAAGAACACAACAAGGGCAGCUUCUUCAGUGUUGCAGUGGAUCGAAGAGUGCAUGGUUAGAUCAAGUUGGUGGAUUCAUGUACAAAGCUCACUGGAAACCAUGCCAGUGGCACCAACACCCCCUGCUACUCCUCGAUCACCACCGAGCGAUGGAAGUGGUGAAAUGGCUUUCUUCUCCUCUACUAGCAGGAGCCUGAUGGAGAUUGUUUCUCCAACUGAAGAAGACCAUAUUCUUGAUUGUGCUCUCUUGUUUAAGAAAAUGAAGGAUGCUGAGCAUUUGGUUAUGUUAACCGACAGUACUAUAUUGAAAAUCAAAGCAAUGGCAGAGGGUCUGCUAUGUGAGGCGCCGGUUGAGUUUCGAGAGAGCCUUGUAAAUCCUUACUCGAAGAGAUUUCUGUGGUCAGAUAGCAGCCCGAGAGGAUCAACUUGGUCUUGUUUAGGUGAGGUUGGCUUGUUUGAGAGCUAUUACUGUCAAUUAUCAGGUGAAAGAAAGGCGGCAAGAGCAACUGAGAAUGUUAAGGUAUUGAAGCUUAUAUUGCUACACAACUCUCAUUAUGGGAAGACCAGCUAGGUCGUAUAAGGUUUCUAUACGUCCUCUAUGAAUACCAAUAUGUGUCUCAAUAUGUCAAUGUUUGUAUCGUGCAUCCAAGGAUGAGAUUGGGGGAAACCGCGCGAUAUAAGUUGCUGAUAUGAAUUUUGCUUAAAUUUGAAGCAAACUUUUAGUUUAUUUGUAUUAUUGCCAUCUUUUUCAGUUAGUUUACCAGUAAAGUUCCGCAUUUUUUU